GUAAAACAAUCCUUAAAUAUAUAAUAGUAUUAUUACUGUUCUCUCUGGGUUAAAAGAUGGCUGCAUCACGGAUCCUUAACCUACUCUACAAGCCAACACUAGAAAAAAAUGAUUUUGCCCAUGCCUUUUGGCCAGUAGCUAUCAUUUAACUAUUAUGAAGUAGUUGAAUUAACAUUAUUUAGUCACUGCUUCGACGUUUAUGCUUCUAAAAGUUCCUGCAAAGGGGCCUAGUAUUUUGCAGUGUACGAAGAUAGACCUCCAGUUUUGUUUUCACACGAACCAAGCGAGUAAAGUUUAUGUUGCCAGGCUGUAUUCUCGUGCAUGGCUUGUUUUUAUCCUCUGACAGCCCAAGGGUGGGGUGGGGUCCCUCGAUAAAGAAUAUUAGUGGCUCGAGAUUUACAAGGUAAAGGAUGCUAAACUUUCAAUCGCAAUCCUAAUAUUUGGUUUGUGGUAGAGCCACACACGUCAGGUAUACAGUCUGACUGGUUUCCCCUAAUUGGAUAACGAACAGGUUUGCAACUAACGGCCCCUUAAGUCUUUAACCACUCAAAUAGUAGCCAUGGGCAUCUGUAAUAUAAGAACCUCUGGUGAAACCUCCAAGAGAUGGCCUAAAUGUUAACAGCAGGUGAAUACAGCAGCAACCACGGUCGGCAGCUGCUGCCGGAAACAAGCUUGUCCGAGCUGAACUUGCCCAGAGUUCUCUUUGUCCUGUCUUCCAUGUUAGAGAAGCUGGUAGCUCGGAAUGAAAAGCUUGUGGAUGUCCUGAACCAGCAGCUAGAUGGUCUGACCUGUGGCUCAGUAAGACUUGGUAACAGCUUGAAUACUUUUCAUGGCGUAAGAGCACCAAGCAUAAGCAUACCUAAGUACUUGGAGAGGAUAUACAAGUACACUAACUGUAGCCCCUCCUGUUUUGUGGUUGGCUAUGUGUACAUAGACAGGCUCACACAUAGACACCCCGAUUCCCUUGUCACAUCCUUGAAUGUACACAGGCUGCUAGUUACCAGUGUCAUGGUCGCUUCCAAGAUGCUGGAUGAUGAACAUUACAACAACGCCGUUUAUGCUCGAGUGGGAGGAGUGAGCAAUGCUGAAUUGAACAAGCUUGAGUUAGAGCUACUGUUUCUGUUGGAUUUUAGAGUUGUUGUAAGCUCUGGUGUAUUUGAGAGCUACUGCUUUCACUUAGAAAAAGAGAUGGCUGUGAAUGGCACAGGCAUGAAGAUUGAAAGGGCAUUGACACCAAAGGCUAUGGAAGACCUUGAGGCUGAAAUAUCCGUUGAAGAUAAACAAAGCCCUUCCCCACCUCAAAUUGUACACUGACAUCAUCGCUCGUUGUUUCUGGUCAAUUUUGGGUCCCAUACCCUUCUUUGUCCUUCCCUUCAUCUUCACACCCUCCCACUAAUUGGAUCAUUCAUGGCCCAAUUUCGUUUUUUUCUAUCUCAUGUCCAUGUCAAAGCUUCUCGUACCUUUUGCCUCCUGCAAAA
Messenger RNA from Vigna umbellata (rice bean), 1478 nucleotides. It is a transcript of the gene CYCP2;1, whose product is annotated as cyclin p2;1. The record is from RefSeq and is a predicted model, not a curated record. Gene Ontology annotation, molecular function: protein kinase binding. NCBI's taxonomy places the organism in Eukaryota, Viridiplantae, Streptophyta, Magnoliopsida, Fabales, Fabaceae. Gene Ontology annotation, biological process: regulation of cyclin-dependent protein serine/threonine kinase activity.